AAUCUCUCUCUCUCUCUCUCUAUGUCCGUCUCUGUCUGUCCCUGUCUCUCACUUCCCAAAGAAACCAAUCUCUCCCUCUCUCUAGGAAGUUCGUAGAGUAUAAUCCUCUCUCUUCAUAUAGAAAUGAGCGAGUGAGGUGAUAUUAUGAGAGCUCUCUCUCUCUCUCUCUUUCUCUCUCUCCCUUUGUUUCUCUUCCCCCUUCCGGUUUUCGCCAAACAAAAGCGAACCCAAUUGCUAAACAGAGCAAUCCAACGAACCCAUUUCAUGGAACAACAAAAAUCCUUCAUUUCCAUCCUCUGAUCGAUCUCCUUCUCGUCUCACCUAGAUAAAUUACUUCAUGCAAAAUCAGAUCCUCACCAUCUCUGACCAUACUCCCAUCUUCUUCCUCUUCCUCAUCUUCUUCGACUUUGGCGACGAAGACAAUGUUCUUCAGAGAACAUGAUGAUCAGCGUCGUUUUCUUUUCCUCUCGUCGGCAUUGUUUGGGGCAGAUAAAGCCAUGGAGAAAAAACCUCUGCUCUCCCGGGCUUCCAGCUAUACCAUUACCAAUGACAACCACAAUAACAUGAACUUGCAAGAGCAGAGGAGGCGGAGGGUCAAUAGCGACAUGUGUCUUUCCUCUCUUCCGCCUCUCCCUUCCCGUCAAUAUUCGUUGAGCCGGGACGUUGGACACGCUGCUGCUGAGACGUACCUGCUUACUCGCCUUAGUUUCAAGCUCUUACGCUACCUGGGGGUAGGUUACAGGUGGAUCAUAAAAUUUCUUGCCCUUGGAUUUUAUGCUAUGCUACUUUUCCCAGGUUUUGUCAGAGUUGGAUAUUACUAUUUCUUUUCAAGUCAGGUCCGUCGAAGUAUAGUUUAUGGGGAUCAACCAAGAAAUAGGCUUGAUCUGUAUUUACCCAUAAAUAGUAAUGGGCCAAAGCCAGUUGUGGCAUUUGUAACUGGUGGAGCCUGGAUUAUUGGGUACAAAGCAUGGGGUUCCCUUUUAGGACAACAGUUGGCAGAAAGAGACAUCAUUGUGGCAUGCAUAGAUUACAGAAAUUUCCCUCAGGGAACUAUCAGUGAUAUGGUGGAAGAUGCAUCUCAAGGAAUAUCUUUUGUCUGCAACAAUAUUGCUGAAUAUGGAGGUGAUCCUAACAGGAUCUAUUUAAUGGGACAAUCAGCUGGUGCACAUAUUGCUGCUUGUGUACUCUUGGAUCAGGCCAUCAAAGAAUCUGGGAAAGAAGAAAGUGUUUCUUGGAGUGUUUCCCAGAUUAAAGCUUAUUUUGGUAUAUCUGGAGGGUACAAUUUAAUUAACUUGGUGGACCACUUUCAUAGACGAGGUCUGUACCGUUCCAUCUUUCUCAGUAUAAUGGAAGGAGAGGAACAUCUACGAAGAGCUUCCCCUGAAGUAAUGGUACAGGACGUAAGCAAUAGAAAUGCAGUUUCUCUCUUGCCUCCUAUUAUCCUGUUCCAUGGAACUGCAGAUUAUUCCAUACCGUCGGAUGCCAGUAAGUCGUUUGCAAAGACCCUCCAGAGAGUUGGAGCUCAAGCUGAACUAAUACUAUAUAAGGGAAAAACUCACACAGAUUUGUUUAUUCAGGAUCCUAUGAGAGGUGGUCGGGAUGAGCUCCUUGAGGAUAUAGUUGCUGUCGUCCAUGCUGGUGAUGAAGAGGCCCUAGCCAAAGAUGCGAUUGCACCUCCUGGGAAACGUCUUGUUCCAGAAUUUAUGUUGGAUUUGGCUGGGAAAAUCAGCCCCUUCUAAGCAUCUCAGCUUUGGAUGAAUGACCCAAAGGCUCUUACAUGUGUUAGUAUGUUCACUCGCUCCAUCUUUGUAAAAAUAUAGCUAUAUUAGGCAUUCCAUAGAUAUCUUAUGUUGUGUGUUGCCUCCCUGCCCCAUUGGAGGAAAAUAUUGAAUAUAUCAUCACAAAGAUUGAUCUUCUCUCUGUCAUUCUCAAAGAGCUUAAUAAUUAGCAUAACCUUUCAAAUGGAUCA
This is a messenger RNA of Macadamia integrifolia, 1969 nucleotides long. RefSeq names its product probable isoprenylcysteine alpha-carbonyl methylesterase ICMEL2. NCBI's taxonomy places the organism in Eukaryota, Viridiplantae, Streptophyta, Magnoliopsida, Proteales, Proteaceae. The coding region runs from base 423 to 1739 and encodes 438 amino acids. The record is from RefSeq and is a predicted model, not a curated record. The transcript has 11 exons.